Molecule: messenger RNA, 1227 nt
Organism: Spodoptera exigua (beet armyworm)
Lineage: Eukaryota; Metazoa; Arthropoda; Insecta; Lepidoptera; Noctuidae
Source: the annotation of a GenBank genome assembly
CGGCCGCCGCUCAGUCGUCGCGCCACAUUCGCUCCGUAUACACAUCCAUUAAUCGCUCGGCUGUGAAAAAGAAAAUAAAAAGUGAAUAAUGGUCGCUUCGCGUGCAACGUUUGUUGCGCUCGUGUGCACACUCGCGCUCGCCUCCGCCAGUGUGGAGGAUCUGCUGAAUCCACUCACCGACGAGUUCAUCAAUCUCAUCAACACGAAACAAAACUCAUGGAAAGCCGGCAGAAACUUCCCAGUGAACACACCGCUCACACAUAUCAAGAAAUUAACGGGUGUGUUAGUCGACACCCACUUGUCAAAACUUCCAAAAGUUGAACAUGAUGCUGAUUUGAUUGCGGACCUCCCAGAGAACUUCGAUCCACGAGACAAAUGGCCGAACUGUCCCACACUAAAUGAGGUGAGGGACCAAGGAUCAUGCGGUAGCUGCUGGGCGUUUGGCGCUGUGGAGGCAAUGACCGACCGGUACUGUACAUACUCGAAUGGAACCAAACAUUUCCACUUCUCGGCAGAAGAUCUUCUGAGCUGCUGUCCAGUCUGUGGACUUGGAUGCAAUGGAGGUAUGCCGACUUUGGCUUGGGAGUACUGGAAGCACUUCGGUCUCGUAUCAGGAGGUAGCUACAACUCGAGUCAGGGCUGCAGACCGUACGAGAUCCCUCCCUGCGAACAUCACGUCCCCGGCAACAGGAUGCCUUGUAACGGUGACUCUAAAACACCUAAGUGCCACAAGACUUGCGAGUCGAGCUACAAUGUAGACUACCACAAGGACAAGCGCUACGGCAAACACGUGUACUCAGUGUCAAGCAAAGAGGAUCACAUCAAGGCUGAGUUGUAUAAGAACGGGCCCGUCGAAGGUGCGUUUACAGUGUACUCAGACUUACUGAAUUACAAAAACGGUGUUUACAAACACACGGUCGGCAACGCUCUCGGUGGACAUGCCAUUAAGAUUUUAGGUUGGGGAGUGGAGAAUGGGAACAAAUAUUGGCUGAUAGCGAAUUCAUGGAACAGCGAUUGGGGUGACAAUGGAUUCUUUAAAAUUCUGCGUGGUGAGGACCAUUGUGGCAUCGAGAGUUCUAUUGUAGCCGGUGAGCCGCUUCUUGUUGAUGUUUAAUUGUUUAGUAAUCUAGACAAUUAGUCGAGUGUAUCUGUAAAUACUGUCAUGUUUACUUCCUACAGUACCAAAUAUGUUUAUAAAUAGUUUAUUAUUAUGAAUAGUAGUGACGA